AGGUCGGAUCGGUCAUCGCAACCUUUUAUCAUGGCGCCUGCUGAGAGCAUCACCAAGGCUUCGUACCGUGAGGUCGUCAAUGCCUUUGGCCUGCACGAGUACGGCCAAAUGGCCCUUUUUGCUGGCGCCGCGGCAGCCUUUGCCAUUCGUGCCGGCCCCGCUGUGCAAGCCAAGCCGGCAGCCUGGACAGCUGCCAUCCUCGGCCUGAUGGGCGGCUUUGGCUCCUCCUACAUUACCACCUCUUCACACGAAGAUGAAGAUGUGUACUACUCGACACACUUGAGGGGAGAACGAUUGUCUGACAUUUCCGGUCGAACAGACCACCACCAACAUGCGGGUGACCCAGCUCGGUUUGCAAUUCUAUCGGGCGAGAUGGUAUGGCGAAGCAAGGGAUGGGGCAAGCAGAGAUACACCACCAUUCAUGGAUUGGACGCAAGCAGGCGGUGGUCGUCAGCGUGCAUCGGCACCACGUGUGCUCAGCACCUCGCCCAUCUAACGGUGGAACUUUUGUUGCUACUUGCCGGCCAGAACAAGCGCAAUAAGAAGCGCAUGUCCAUCUAUACGCAAAACUUUGGCUUUCGUCAACCUUUUCAAGUCCUAGUCGACGGUACCUUUGCCCAGGCAUGCUUGGACAGUCAAAUUCACGUGACAGAACGUCUGCCUGAUCUACUUGGCGGUCCUGUCCAGAUUUUCACAACCAAAUGCCUCUACGUGGAGCUGGAUGCCAUCGGCGAAGACAUGCACGGUGCCAAAGUUUUGUUGCGCAACUUCAAGUUUCGCCGCUGUGGUCACAAGCCCACCAUCAUGGCCGGAAAAUGCGUCAAAAACCUGAUUGGCCCCAAGAAUGAGCAUCGAUUUGUCGUGGCAACACAGGACAACCGCCUGAUGCGCGAUCUGGCCGCCAUCCCAGCCCUGCCCGUCAUCACUGUCCUCAACAACCGCCCCAUCUUGCUCAAACCGACCGUGGCUACAGAGCAAGCUGUGGCUGCCCUCACAGCCCGCAAGAUUGGAGCCCCGGUCCCCGCCGCAGCUGCACCUCUUAAAACCCGACCCGCGAGUUCAGCCACCUCUGGUGCUGUACGUUCCUCCGGGCCUGCAGGUGCGAGUGCAGGUGCCACUCAACCUCGCCACAAGAAGAAGAAAGGACCCAAUCCGCUCAGCAUGAAAAAGAAGCAGCCCAAGGGCCGUGAUCAACAACGUGGCAAGCGCCAAGCCGAUGCUGGUCCAACCGAUGCUAAACGUGCCAAGCCCGCGUGA
Monosiga brevicollis MX1 is the source of this 1257-nucleotide messenger RNA. RefSeq lists its product as uncharacterized. Gene Ontology annotation, cellular component: nucleolus; small-subunit processome. Gene Ontology annotation, molecular function: small ribosomal subunit rRNA binding. The transcript is spliced from 8 exons. The coding region runs from base 31 to 1257 and encodes 408 amino acids. NCBI's taxonomy places the organism in Eukaryota, Choanoflagellata, Craspedida, Salpingoecidae. The record is from RefSeq and is a predicted model, not a curated record.